GAAUAAUUAUUAUCAUGUCAAUGAAGGAAGCCUAAACCUCUUCCUGGCGAAAGGAGAAUGAUACACUACAGGGAACGACUGCGUAAUCCUUUUACCCCGGCAGUGAAUAGUUGAUGUAACAGACGAGUGUGAUCGCUCGACUUCUGAUGAAGCGGAGCUGACGGGGUACGGGCAAUGGCAUGGCGGCGGAGUGGCAAAAGCCUCCUGACUGGCUCGACGAGGAGCGCAUGAACUUCCUGUCCGCUCCUCUGCCCAGUCAACGUACCGACAAACCAUCUCAAUGGGACACUCAGACUAAAUUCUGGAGCGACUUGAUCGUAUCCUCCUGCUCAGAUUGUUGUCAGGUAUCUAUUCUUGGCAGGCACGUCGAGGAACGCUUCACUCGCUCUGGCAGAACGCCAGCGUGUUUAGCUGGUGUGGUGGAAGAUGCGUGCAAGCAAGGCGUGCUUCGCAGUGCGAAAUCAUGGGAGAAGAACGACUGUAGCGAAAGCUGGCUUGAAUGGGGCGUGAACCUGGCAUCGUCGUGGCUCACAGGAUCUCCUGAACGCCCUGAAUCAUGGCUUGAAGUGACCUACGUUAUUCCUAAGCUUGUGGAGCAAUUCAGCAGUGACGUGAUCAGCGAGCAUAGCCGCCGUGCAAGCAGCUCAGGCAGAAACGACCUCUUCUCCCCGGAGGGGUUUGUGUCUCUGUGUCGACACGUACGGCCACCGCUCUCUAAGGAUGAUGUCGGACUGUUGAGCAGGUGGUUGGAGAAAUCAUCCAAACUGUCUAUUUACUUGGAUGAAAUUGACAAUGAGAUGAUAAAACUCGCAGUCAAUGGAGAGCGGCCUGUCAGUCCACCAUCCAAGCCCGAGAUUGCUCUUUACAGGUUGCGGUUAUGCUGCGUUGCGUUGUCCAAGCAAAUUGAGGAAGUGAUGUCAGAUAUCAAAAGGUGUACUGAAGCAGCCAAACAGAAGCAGAUGCUGGGAAUGCGAGACGGAGCACUGUCUUUGCUGCGCCGACGAAAGCGACUUCUCAAGUCCUUGACACAGAAGGAAGGAACGGCUGAGAACAUCGAGCAGCUGAUCACUGGGCUAAGAGCAGUACAUGAUGACCGGAAGAUCAUUGGUGCUAUGGAGGUAGGCGUCCAGGCGUACCGUGAAGCUAUGGCUGACAUCAAUAUUGAUAAAGUGGCGGAUACCAUGGAUGAGUUCCGCGAUUUGCACGACAAGCAUAAUGAAGUCAAUGCUGAACUAUGUGAUAGCUUCAGUGUAUUCAUCACUGACGAUGGUAGUAUGGAUAUGUCUGAGCUGGAGGCUGAGCUUGACUCACUGAUACACGAGGAUGGCAUUGCGGAUGCUCACGCUCCAUCGGAACCACCAGUGGCGGGAGCAAGUGCCGCAACACCACAGAAACGCGAUCAGAACACCACCGAGGAGCUUUGCAUCCCUGUGACACCCCCGGAGUCUGCUUCUAAACCGAAUCGUGACGAGGGGUGUCCGCAGCACCACGAUGUUACGGCCACACCAGGGUCUGCUCACGUGCCACCGAAACCGACGAGAUCACCUGCUUCCUAGGGAUGGAUCGGCCGCCGAUGAUAAGAUCACAGCGCGUGUCAUUUUACCGGAUUAGCCACUAAGGCACAAUAUUACUGUAGCUGCUGCUGCUCGCAUGGCAUGAAUCUUGUCUGUUAAGCGUGCUUGUCACGUGAACGCACACGUUUCCAGGUUAGCACCAUGGCAAACUGAUUGUGUUGCCACCCAUGCAUGAAGACCAUUCACCAUUCAAAUAAUCCCAUUAUCACUCCAGUCGACAACCUUUUAAAAGUAUUUAUCAAUGAUUUUAGAGCAUACCACAACACUGCUCUGCAGGGAGAAACUCAGGCAUACGAACACACCUAUAGAAUCUAAACACAUAGUCAACUCAUCAUCAUCAUUGUAAGAAUAAUAUACAUGCAGGCCAAGUAAUAAGGUACUUUGGAGAGUUUCCCUUUUUUUAAAGUUACAGACUCCAUGCUUUGGAUAUGUAAGCUGAUGUACGUGUAGUAACAAGACCGUCAUGUAAAAUGCUGAAGCAACUUUAUUUCUGUUUAUUACCUACCGUUGGCACACACCAGGCACAGCUGAAGCAAAAUCAUUUUUCAUACAGCAUAACAACAUUUACUUGUUAGUGAAUUAGAAAAGCUGAAAAAUCAACACAAAAUCUGAUCGAUGGUAUAGCGCAGGCAGCUGUGCCCUCUUCAAACCACAUUCACCCCACACACACACACCCACACACGCGCAUGCGUGCACACACACACACAC
Molecule: messenger RNA, 2282 nt
Organism: Sycon ciliatum
Lineage: Eukaryota; Metazoa; Porifera; Calcarea; Leucosolenida; Sycettidae
Product: charged multivesicular body protein 7-like
Exons: 11
Coding region: 180-1556 (458 amino acids)
Biological process (GO): late endosome to vacuole transport via multivesicular body sorting pathway; vesicle budding from membrane
Cellular component (GO): multivesicular body; ESCRT III complex
Source: RefSeq, a predicted model, not a curated record